GGAGAGGAAGGGGGUGGUGGAAAGACAUGCCGUAUACGUCACUUCCUCUGUUGCGUGCGCCGCUAACAGCCGCCCAAGCCUUGACCGCCUCCCUCCCUCCCCUGCUUAUACACACCGUUUCCGGCCCCAAGUUCCUUAGUAACAAUGGAGCAUAAGAUGGCCGCCUGAGAGAGCGCGAGGGGGAGGGAAGGGAGGAGAAGACGGAGGGGGACGACCGAGCGCCAGACGCCGCUGGGCCUUCGCGACGGGGGAAGGAGGAGGAGAGGGAAGCGGGACGUGACAGGAGCUGCGCCUCAGGCCGUUGCGGGUGCGAGGGAGAGCGCCGGACGGAGACGCCGGAAAGGAGGAGGAAGAAGGCGACAUUUUCCCUACUGUUAUCAACAUGGAAAGUUCAGAUUCUAAUAAUAAAGGAAGUGUCGAUCAAUCUGAAGCACAGCGCCAGAGUCAGCUGGACCGACUGGAUCGGGAAGAAGCUUUCUAUCACUUUGUAAAUAAUCUGAGCGAAGAAGACUACAGGCUAAUGAGAGAUAACAACUUACUAGGCACCCCUGGUGAAAUUACUGAAGAAGAGUUGCUAAGAAGGCUGCAGCAAAUUAAAGAAGGUCCCCCACAGCAAAACAUGGAAGAUAAUAGAGGUGCAGAGUCCACAGAAGAUGUAUCUAAUGGCGAUUCCAUAAUAGAUUGGCUUAAUUCAGUUCGACAGACUGGGAAUACAACACGAAGUGGGCAAAGAGGAAACCAGUCUUGGAGGGCAGUGAGCCGGACUAACCCAAACAGCGGGGAUUUCAGGUUCAGUUUAGAAAUAAACGUCAACCGUAAUAAUGGUAACCCAAACCCAGAAACUGAGGGUGAGCCAUCUGUAGAGCCAUCUAGCGGAGAGGAUCUGGAAAAUAACCAAAGUAAUGCUGAGACUCCAAGAUCUGACACUCCUUCUGUUGCAAGGGAGUCUGGGCCAGAAAUUCAUCCCCCUGAAGAGGUAAACGAGGAAGUUUCUCCUCACAGAGGCCAGAGAAGAUCAAGAAGCCGAAGUCCAGAACAGCGGAGGACACGAGCUAGGACUGACAGAAGUAGGUCACCUCUUAAUCCAGUGAAUGAAUCUCCUCGUAGGGUCCAUCACAAUAUAUCAUCUCAGACACCUGAUCUUCCCCCAGUAACCGAAGCUGAAGGAAGUUCUAGAACAAGACAACAUAUGGUGAUAAGACAGCAUACAACAGCUUCUGAGACACCCAGUGAAAAUACAGUGCUGUUUUCAGCCCCUGAAGCAAGACCUGCUCCUCAGGCAACAGGUUCUCCGGAAACAAAUGGCAGUGCAGAACCUGCAGCUCCUGGGCAGAGGCCACCGACUAUUGUCCUUGACUUACAGGUGAGACGAGUCCGUCCAGGAGAAUACCGGCAGAGAGACAGUAUAGCCAACCGAACUCGAUCAAGGUCCCAAACCCCAAAUAAUACUGUCACAUACGAAAGUGAGCGUGGAGGUUUUAGGCGUACAUUUUCACGCUCAGAAAGGGCUGGAGUGAGAACUUAUGUCAGUACCAUUAGGAUUCCUAUUCGAAGAAUCUUGAAUACAGGUCUGAGUGAGACGACGUCUGUUGCCAUUCAAACCAUGUUAAGGCAGAUCAUGACUGGCUUUGGUGAGCUCAGUUAUUUUAUGUACAGUGAUAGUGAUGCAGACCCUGGUGGCCCAGCACCAAACCCAAAUGUAGAAAUGGCAGAGCCACCAAGUGGAGGUGUGAGUGGAAAUAACAGCUCAAGUAGUGAAGGUCCUGAUGCUGGACCAGGGGAGGCAUAUGAAGGCAGCAACGAAGGGGGCUCCACAGCUGGCGCUAGGCGGGAAGGACGGAAUGCCAGGGGGUCAGUUACUUUUGAAGAAAGCGGCUCCCUCCCAUUCCUUAGCUUGGCACAGUUUUUUCUGCUUAAUGAAGAGGACGAUGACCAGCCAAGAGGGCUCACCAAAGAGCAAAUUGACAACCUCGCCAUGAGGAAUUUUGGUGAAAGUGAUGCUUUGAAAACCUGUAGUGUGUGUAUCACAGAAUACACGGAGGGGAACAAACUUAGAAAGCUGCCUUGUUCUCAUGAAUACCAUGUGCACUGCAUAGAUCGCUGGCUGUCGGAAAAUUCCACCUGCCCGAUUUGCCGCCGAGCAGUCUUGGCUUCCAGUAACCGAGAGAGUGUUGUCUAAGCCAGGUGUGAACUUUCAGCCGAGUACACAAUGGGCUAACCAUGGGCAAAGAAGCUGCUUUUCUGUGGCCACUUUUUAAUGUGGUGGUUAUAAAUGUAAAGCAAAGAGAAGGUGUGAUCUUCCCUCAUGAAAUGGAAUUAAAAAAAAAAAAAAGCUGUGUAGCAGAACCUUCUUGAUUAAGGUCCUGAAAAUAAUAGUGGGUUUGUGUGGUCAAUUAAAACACAAAACACACCACUACAUUUGCCCAAAGACACUUGCCUGUUCUAUUCUCUGUUUUCCAACACAAGCAAGGUUCACAUCUUUCUUCCUCCUCCACCCCAGUGUGUAGUGGAUGCUGAAGAUCUCAACAUGGCUGUUCCCUGUGAAGAAUCUAACUGGAGUCCUUCAGCUACAUAGUCAGCCCAUGCUUCACUGUGGAAUAAAACAAAAACUCGCCAGAACAAUGAAAUUGCACCCCUCAGUCUGAUUUUAGCUCCCUCCCUCCCACCUUCCUUGUAUAGGGUAUUGAAUAUGGUCAUGUAAAUAACACUAAUCUUAGCCCUCUCCCACUGUACAGCUGUCUUAAGCCCAACACUAUGGCACGCCAUAGAAUGGGCUGGUAGUUUAAUGGGGAUAUUUAUCUUGCUGUGGAAAUAUAUUAAUUAAUUGCUUCUGCUUGUUUAAAUAAACACACUUUUGUUUUAAAAACUGUAAA
Messenger RNA from Rhineura floridana, 2873 nucleotides. It is a transcript of the gene RLIM, whose product is annotated as ring finger protein, LIM domain interacting. NCBI's taxonomy places the organism in Eukaryota, Metazoa, Chordata, Lepidosauria, Squamata, Rhineuridae. Gene Ontology annotation, biological process: random inactivation of X chromosome; protein ubiquitination; ubiquitin-dependent protein catabolic process. The record is from RefSeq and is a predicted model, not a curated record. Gene Ontology annotation, cellular component: nucleoplasm; cytoplasm. The transcript is spliced from 4 exons. Gene Ontology annotation, molecular function: ubiquitin protein ligase activity. The coding region runs from base 383 to 2179 and encodes 598 amino acids.